CUGGGCCAGGUGCGUGUCAAGAGACCUCGUGCACGUGUGUGUCGCGAGAGGGACGACUCACUCGUUUCUCUCUCCCCUGGUGCAUGACUUCAACACGCGUGUACACGCCAACUCACCUGCGUGCGUUUUUGUUUACACCAAAGUGUCAAUAGGCCGUUUAAAAACUGUGUCCUGCUAAGUGAUAGAAAGAAAGUAGAAGUUUCUCAUCAGAGAGGAUAAUUUCCAAAAGUUUUCGAAAAACGUGUCCUUUUUUUCCCUAGAGAAUAUGUGUUUUGGUGAGCGCGUGUGUGUGUGUGUGCGUCUUCGUCACGUGACUCCAAACGAUCAAUUUGAGCAGACGUCAAAAUGAAACGACAGCUGGGCCACUUUGAGAUGUUUUCUUGUUUGUUUAUUGUUAUCAUCGACUUAGUGACUAAGACAUAGUGGUAAGUGAAGAGAGAGAACAGGGAUACACACACUUCGUACACAUGUAGUAAAAAAUCAUUCAAGCUGUUAAAAGACGCAGUUUCCGAGAGUUCUAUCUUUUGCAAUCUUGUAAGAUCAUCUUCAAAUCGAGUUUAUCAAAGCAUUCGGUUUGCUGAAAGACAUUGAAGCCAAUGUUUUGAGAUCAUCUUACAAUCGAGUUUACCAAAGCAUUCGGUUUGCUGAAAGACAUUGAAGCCAAUGUUUUGAGAUCAUCUUCAAAUCGAGUUUAUCAAAGCAUUUGGUUUGCUCAAAGACAUUGAAGCCAAUGUUUUGAGGAGAUCGCUCACAAAAUGGUUUCUAAGGAAGACAUUCGCCAGUUUCAAAACCUUUCGGCGACGCUUCUCACCGAGCGAGAGCAGAUCGCUCUUCACAAGUGUCUGCAGCAUUUCCAGCGUACCAGAGACACCGCCAGACUGGCCAAAGGCACCAAGGAAAUACUCGACACGCCUGAACGUAGCAGACUCCUGGCGUACAUCAGGGCGCCCAUGGGAAAAGCCGAGAGGCGCAGGUUUGAUCAAUACUGGGGAAUCCACGGUGAAGAUAACAUGGCUAUGUCUCAGGACGAACUUGUGGAUAAAACCGAAUAUUUAGGUCGGAUUGCCACACCACCCAGCAGCGCCACUUCCAAAGAACGUUACGUCACGAUCUAUGGUUCCCGUGGUGACUCCAUGGGAUUCUCCAUCAGAGGAGGAUCUGAGGUGGGGCUUGGAAUCUACGUAAGCCACGUCAAGCCAGGAUCGUGUGCCGCUGAAGCUGGACUUGAGGUGGGCGACCACAUCAUCAGAGCCAACGGCGUAGACCUGAGGUGUGUGGCCAACAGCGGGGCGGUCAAAGUCCUGUCCAGCUCCGCCCUGCUCAACCUUGUGGUGAUUCAUCGCGGGAAGGUUCCUGAAUGGAAGGUGGCCAGGGAGAGAGUGUUAUGGUUUGACGUUGCCCAGGGGAGGGUUGUUUCCAGUCCACCAAUCACAGAAAGGCGUUCCCCCAGUUCUCUGCCCAGGGUGCUGGUCGAGAGAAAAGUUGUCAUCAACCUGACGGACGUAGCUGAUUUCAUAGGACUCAACAUACGAGGAGGUAGCGAGUACGGUAUUGGAGUGUAUAUAUCAAGGGUGGACCCUGGUGGUCAAGCUGCCCGUGUUGGUCUGUCACCAGGGGAUCAGGUAGUUCGAGUCAACGACACAGAUUUCAAGAGUAUCACACACACUGACGCUGUGGACAUUUUGAGAUCAAGUACACAUCUCAUCAUAACAAUACGGUCUGUCGGGAAGUAUCCGGUGUAUAAAGAACUGUGUGCCGAGUACACUUGGAGUGACGGUACCUACUACAAUACCAGCAACAUCUCUGGGUUCAAAGCAGUCCACGUCCCAGGGCCCAAAAACGAGGGAAAGAGACACAUUCACAGAGCUCGCACAAGGGAGAGCAGCAUUGAUCAAACUCCCUACGGCUUUAGUCAGACUGGCGAGGUGCAACAAUUUGACGACACUGAUCUAGAUAACAUCCAAGCAAUUGAAGAUCUGGACCAGGCUCUGGAGGAUGAGUCUAAACUGAUAUACCCAGAAGAAAGUGAUAUCAAGUUCAGACGACAUUAUGAGGAUUCAUGGCAGGACAUUGAAAGCAUAAAGGAAAAUUUCACCAGAGAAGAGGAGGACAUGACCAGCUCGUGGAUCAACAAUAACUCUAGUAGCAACCACAGGAGGCAAGACUCGGACCUAAGCGACCAACUGGACUAUACGACAUUCCUGGAACAAUCUGCUCUGCGGGCUAAGCUCGAAGGAAGGAAGUCUGCCUCCCAAGAGAUGAGCAGCGUGGAGAUCCACCACGAGCCCGUGAUCGAAACGUUUGUGGAAGAGUCUGUCACUGACUUCUCAAUGUCUCCCAGAUCGCCCGAACAUCGUGUGGCCGUACUUCCUAGUCAAGCCCUCACCUCCUUCGGGUCCCCUAAAACAUCAAAGCCGUCUUCGCCUCAGCAUUCCCACUAUGCAGAGAUGGACUCUUUCAGCAGGGAAAGGGUGACCACCACUGAAGGCAUCUACUCCCAGGUGAAUGACCUGACGGGUAGGCCGCCCAUAGAGGUGUACCACCAGACUAACAGCAUCGACUCCUCCAGCGCUAGCUCGUCUCCGGUUUACGCCUCUGUUCAUAAAAUGGUUAACAAAAACAAUGGCGGCAGGGAUGAAAUUUCAGAGGAGAUUUUCAAAUCUCAGCUCGAGAGACUGCAAGAGAGACAAUCUAAUCUUAGCACAUGGGAGAUUUCUAAAGUAGCUGGGGAAUCUCCGCCUUCAUCUGACAAUGUGUCUGUGAUCUCUUCAAACGGCUCUGAUAAAAACAAAUUCGGAACUUGGAAUUCUCUGAAGAAAAAAAUUGGCAGCAUCAGAAUUAAAGGAUCAGCACACAAGAAAAGAUCUCAGAUAUCUCGCAAUGAAGAAUCUCCUAUGGGCUCAAUGCGCCAAAAAGGAAUAUUUGAACGCAGCUUUGGCUCACAGAUUCUCAAUACGCCGACCAGCGAGCGUUACAAUUUGAUGGGAAUAUUUGAGGACCGUGCCAGAUUGCUGUUGCCUGAAGAUGAAUAUAAAGCUGUCAUUAGACAUUAUCAUACAUAUCAAAGCGACAAAGAUUUGGAAAGAUUUGUUCGCCUCUUGCUCACAAUCCUUGACAGACCUGAAAAGAGAACGCUGUUAGCAGACGUCAGAAAUGUUGUCUCCCCUGGUCACCUCAAUCAAUUUGAUACUCUCCUAGAGACAAACCGUGUGCAGCUAGUUGCCAGACAGUCAGAGUCAUCGCAAAAUAUCAAUGGUGAAAAAUCAGGUAACAAGCCUCCUAAACCAGCCAGGUCAAAGCCAGCUAAUCAGAUGAAUGGAAAAACUGGAACGUACGAUCUGACGGAGCUAUCCAGAACAUCCCCGUCGAGUAGAACGCUGUCCUUUACUACUGAUGACUUUAGAAACAAACAAUUAAAUGUUGUAUUAUCAGAAGAUACGAGCAGGCCGAGAGGAAACCCAGUGAUCAAAGAAGAUGAGGAAGUUGUGUACAUAUCAAAACAUAAAAUGAUACUUGGACUUGAACUCACUGGAGGGCGCAACCAUCCAGACGAUAAAGCGAUUAAAAUUCAAAAUGUUCGAAGCAACGGCGCUGCAGCAGACGAUCAAAGACUGCAGCCUGGUGUUGAGAUAACAAGUAUCGACGGUACAUCUGUGGAUGGCAUGACCAGCCAGGAGGCAGAGCUCCUUCUGCAGAAAGCCUUCAGCCACAAGAAUCCUACAAAUCUGGGAAUCCAUAUUCGACAUAAACAUCUGAUUUAGUUUUUUUUAGUUUGUACCAAGAAACACAAAAUGUCCAAAUGUGCUCUGGGUGCCCUGCAUUGAUCUCCAAAAGUGGCACAAAUAUGCAUUGUCUCGAUCAGCGAUUCUAAAACUGUUGUGUGAGAAUAAGGGGGAGUGAAGCCUCUCUUUUCUUUUACAGGGAGACGCAAAUCUGUUGUAAUCACAUUGUAUAUUUAUAAAUCCGGAUAAUUUAAUUAUUAAAAAAAAUGACACGUAUGUUUAACACAUUAAAUCAUUAAAUUAUAUAUCUGAUUUUUCCGCCUAAGUAAGACUUUUCAUACUAUUUUCGCGAGAGACCAAAGCAACAAGGCUCUACGAGUUGUCUUUCUUGUGUCACAUUGCUCCUAUUUCUCCCGAGUGACGUACCAUCUAUCUAUUGACGUCUUCUCGUGAUCAAAAUAGGCCCGUUUGAAGAUAUGUAAACACAUAAAUCAAGCUUAUUUCAGACGUAUAAACUCUACUGCCUCGAAUGUCUCUUGUACCUAAGUAUCGGUUCGUUUCAUUCCUUUUUAACAAAACUUUUUUUUUUACAUACGCUCUUCUUAUUCAGAGAAAUUGUGCGUUGUAGACAACAAGAGAAAGAAUUUCAGAUUGCAAGAAAAUGCUUGUUGCCGAUAAGCCCAUGAACCUCACGGGUUAAGGGGAUGCUUUUGCAUUAUAUUUAUUUUUGUGUGUCUUGGGAGCAUCACAUGAAACGUUUGAGAAACACUGGUCUAAAUGACUGUACCUAUGUGAGUUUUAUCAUUACUUCUGUUCCUUCCAGUGAGUUUUCCCCCCGAGUAAUUCAGUAUUUGUUGGGGCACCUAGGACUGAACCACAAAUGAAAAUGCAUUAAAAUUAUAUCUUUUAGUCUAUGUUAAAGCUGUUCAUUUUCCAAAGUAUUUAUUAAGACUUCUAUAGAUUGAUUAGUAGUGCCCAAUGGUGGAAAUGGUAUCAACAACCAAUAGUCAUUAUUUGUUUGGAUAUUAUUAAAAUUAUUAAUAUGAACAUGUUCUGUGUUGCCAAUGCUGUGCUGAUAAGGCCACUUUUAAUACUAUAAGUAUGUUGAUGUUUUAAAAUUGGUAUUGGCUAACAUGCAAUCUUAUUCACCUGUGCACCUUAAUGUUAUACUGUUGGCUACAGUGCAACUGUUACAAUACUCGCUAAUAUGAUUUUCUGAACCCUAAUUGUGUUGAAUGGACCGUAUGGAUAACAUUCGCAUGCUGUCGUCAAAAUGUAACAGGGUUUGAGUUGAUUUAACUAUGCAGAAGUUUAGCUGUGUUUAACGAAAACUGAGAAAUCGGAAAUAAAUGCUAUUUGUUGUGGAAACGUAAGAACAAAUAUUCAUUUGUAUUCUCUAUUUUACUGUAAACUUCCUGUUGCUUUACAGUUUUAUUAUUAUUUGAAAUGAAGUUUUUUUUUUUCAUUUACAUUUUAUUUUCACUUAUUUGUAAACGAUUUAAAUAGUGAAACUUUUAUGUCUCAAUUUCAUUUACGUUCUACACUUCUGCUUAUUACGUUUUGUUUAUUUAUUUGCCAAAUUAUUUUUGUUUUGUUACGUAUUUUGUCUCGCUACCAUGAUCAAUAUUAUUUGGUUUCCGUUAACUGACAUUUGUCAAAGCAGUUCAUGACAAUUACUCUCUUGUGCCUAAUUGAGUUGUAUAGAGACCAAUCGUUUUAGCAGGCCUGAACUCUGACCUGCGACGUCAUUUUAGACCCAUAGCUUGUUGCCACGUCACAGGUCAGGGUACAGGGCUAUUGUGAUGAGCGGUCUCGGUUUGGGUGCCAUUAUUUGGUCUGACUGAACUGUUAAUAUUUCAAAUGUUUCAUUACUGUCCCCAUAAUAAGAGACCACAUUUGCAGGGCGAGCCUGCCAAUGAUUCAUCAUACCGUAUGUCAAUAAGUAUCAUCGUCAUUAGCCUCAUAAUUCAGAACGCUUGUGACUCUUCUCUUUUCUGUUGUUUUUUCUACAACCGGUAUACAAAAUGUCAUUUAGUUUAGUGUUUUUCCUAGGGCUGCAAUUGUUCGUAUUUCAUUUGGAUGCCUAGUUAGAUGUACAUGUAAGUUACAGGGCCUAUAUAUGUCUUAAAGUAGAAAGUAUAGGGACCUUUAUUAGCAGAGUCUACUGUACGAUCAUUAUUAUGCAUAAACGCCAUUUUCUAGCAUGUCAGGGUUUUGUCCCAUACAGACAUAAAUAAAAUCAUUUCAACACUGUU
Biomphalaria glabrata is the source of this 5977-nucleotide messenger RNA. RefSeq lists its product as uncharacterized. Gene Ontology annotation, cellular component: plasma membrane. The record is from RefSeq and is a predicted model, not a curated record. Gene Ontology annotation, molecular function: protein binding. Bases 756 to 3761 code for a protein of 1001 amino acids. The transcript is spliced from 17 exons. NCBI's taxonomy places the organism in Eukaryota, Metazoa, Mollusca, Gastropoda, Planorbidae.